AUGCUUCAGAUCACUGAACUUUUAAUGUUUUCCAUCCUCUUCCUCUUAAUGGUGCAUUUUCUGAAGCAGCAAUGGGCACGUAACAAGUUUCCACCUGGACCAACUCCUCUUCCAAUUAUUGGCAAUCUUUGGCAACUGGAUUUUUCACUCAAGCGAGAGUCUUUGGCUCAGUUAACAAAGAGCUAUGGAAACAUCUAUACCUUAUGGUUGGGGACAUCACCCCUCGUUGUGUUGAAUGGCUACAAGGCAGUGAGAGAAGGAUUAGUGACUUGUUCAGAAGAGCUUUCUGCAAGAGCCCUCACACCUCUCUUUCUGAAUCUGAUGGGAGAAAAAGGUGUAUUUCUUACAAGUGGCCAUACCUGGAAGCAACAGAAACGCUUUGUCAUGAUGGUCCUAAGACAUCUCGGGAUGGGAACAAAGGAAUUGGAGGACCAAAUACAAGAAGAGGUCCAACAUCUUCUGAGAGUGUUUGCAAGCAAACAAGGAAGAGCCUUUGAACCCAGGAUCCAUAUUGUCCGUGCUGUGGAUAAUGUCAUAUGCUCUUUUUUGUUCGGCCAUCGCUUUCCCUAUGAAGAUGAGUCUUUCAACAAAUUGAUAAAAGCUGGCUCUUUGAUAGUUUACACGCCAUUUACUUUCUGGGGCAGGAUGUAUGACGCUCUCCCAGGGAUUAUGAAUCACCUGAAAGGACUUUAUCAAGAGGUCUUGGGAUGCAAUGACUUCAUACACAACCUAGUGAAGGAGGAGAUUCAAACCCACCAGGAAAGGCGGAAGGAAGGUGAUGAACCCCAUGAUUUCAUUGAUUUCUACCUGGUUCAAAUGGCAAAGACCAAACAUGACCCAACAUCCACGUUCAAUGAAGACAACUUAGUUCAAACAUCAGUCGAUCUGUUGCUUGGAGGAAUGGACACCAUGGCUACCACCUUGUGUUGGGGAUUCUGCUAUCUGUUGAACUGCCCAGAUGUUCAAGAAAAGAGCUACAAGGAAAUCAAUGCUCUUCUGGGACCUUCUCACACUAUCACUUAUGAGGACCGGAUUAAACUGCCUUACACCAAUGCUGUGCUUCAUGAGAUCCUGCGGUUCAGCAACACAACCGGCGUUGGACCCUUGAGGGCCUGCUCAAAGGACAUCACUGUGCUGGGCUUCUCCAUCCCAAAGGGAACCUUGGUCCUUCCCAACAAUCACUCUGUGCUGUAUGACCCCAAUUUCUGGGAAACUCCUUGGAAAUUCAACCCAAGGCACUUCCUCGAUUCAGAAGACAAUUUUGUCAGCAACAAAGCUUUCUUAUCUUUUUCAACAGGCCGUCGAACAUGUGUAGGAGAACCACUAGCCCAGAUUGAGCUCUUCCUAUUCUUUACUAACCUGAUCCGCACUUUCAAGUUCCAGCUGCCGGAGGGAACAAAGCAAGUCAGUUUUGAGUACAUCCUGGGAGGUACAAGGCACCCGCUCCCUUUUGAGUUUCAUGCAAUUCCACAUUAA
Messenger RNA from Anolis sagrei ordinatus, 1476 nucleotides. RefSeq names its product cytochrome P450 2D17-like. Gene Ontology annotation, biological process: xenobiotic metabolic process. Gene Ontology annotation, cellular component: cytoplasm; intracellular membrane-bounded organelle. The record is from RefSeq and is a predicted model, not a curated record. NCBI's taxonomy places the organism in Eukaryota, Metazoa, Chordata, Lepidosauria, Squamata, Anolidae. Gene Ontology annotation, molecular function: iron ion binding; heme binding; oxidoreductase activity, acting on paired donors, with incorporation or reduction of molecular oxygen, reduced flavin or flavoprotein as one donor, and incorporation of one atom of oxygen.